This is a messenger RNA of Hevea brasiliensis (rubber tree), 1859 nucleotides long. RefSeq names its product protein UNUSUAL FLORAL ORGANS. Lineage: Eukaryota; Viridiplantae; Streptophyta; Magnoliopsida; Malpighiales; Euphorbiaceae. The transcript has a single exon. The coding region runs from base 385 to 1689 and encodes 434 amino acids. Gene Ontology annotation, molecular function: protein binding. The record is from RefSeq and is a predicted model, not a curated record.
UUUGCCAUCCUAUAAGCAAAUGUCUUUUCUUUUCUACUUUCUUGUCCUUUAGCACUUAUCUCUCUCCUCCUUCAACUCCAUAUCCUUUCAAGAGCGAAACAGAAACCUACUCAGGUGAUUGCUAGCAGUCUUGUGCAGUUAGCAUACCAAAAACACCCUUUUUGUUCCCCAGAUAAGAUGGUCUCUUAAAGCCUACACUUGAGAUUUCCAUUUUAGUUUCUUCUUAUUGCCUUCUCAAACUUCCACACCAAUUACCAACCUAACUACUAACUUACUUUCUUUAUGAAAGAGAAAUACCAAGGGCCUCUACUUGUUCCUUUUUUUCUGCUAUAAAUUUAGCAAAACCCAGAUAUUGAAAACCAAGAAACAACCAAGCUUUUAAUCAUGGAGGCUUUUAAUGCUGCAAUACCCCUACCCUCUUCUUACACUUUCGCUACUAGUACUAGUAGCACUAGUUCUACCAAUACUAUCACCAAUCCUUGGAUGGACAGCAGGAUAUGGAGCAAACUCCCACAAAGAUUGCUUGAUCGUGUGAUCGCUUUUCUUCCACCUCCAGCCUUUUUUCGAGCUCGCUGUGUCUGCCGGAGAUGGUAUGCUCUCUUGUUUUCAAAUAGCUUUCUCGAGCUCUAUAUCCAAAUAUCACCUCGCCACCACUGGUUUCUGUUCUUCAAGCAUAAAAGCCUUAAGAGCUACAUCUAUAGAAACAACAGCUCGAGUGGGAAUGGCCAAAGUAGAACCAAUUUUGAAGGGUACCUCUUUGAUCCUCAUGAUAUUGCAUGGUAUCGAAUUUCCUUUGCUCUGAUUCCACCCGGGUUCUCUCCUGCUGCUUCUUCUGGUGGUUUAAUCUGUUGGGUCUCAGAUGAGGCUGGUACAAAGAGUCUUAUUCUAUGCAAUCCACUUGUUGGUUCUCUAUCUCAAUUGCCACCCACAUUAAGACCACGUCUCUUUCCUUCAAUUGGCUUAGCAGUUGGCCCAUCCUCCAUUGAUGUAGCAGUUGCAGGAGAUGACUUGAUUUCUCCAUUUGCAGUUAAGAAUUUAUCCACUGAAUGCUUUCAUAUCGAUGCAGGUGGGUUUUACUCUCUCUGGGGCACCACUUCUUCCCUACCAAGGCUUUGUAGCCUUGAAUCAGGUCAAAUGAUUUAUGCUGGUGAUAAAUUCUAUUGCAUGAAUUAUAGCCCAUUCAGUGUCUUGGCUUAUGAUAUAGCAGCAAACAAUUGGCGUAACAUUCAAGCUCCCAUGCGAAGAUUCCUACGUUCACCAAGUUUGGUUGAGAGUACAGGGAAACUGAUACUUGUGGCAGCAGUAGAGAAGAGCAAGCUCAAUGUACCAAAGAGCUUGAGACUUUGGGGUUUACAAUCUUGUGGAACAACAUGGGUAGAGAUCGAAAGGAUGCCUCAGCAACUUUACAUUCAAUUCUCAGAACUGGAAGCUGGUCGUGGGUUUAAUUGUGUUGGGCACGGUGAGUUUAUUGCAAUUAUGAUCCGAGGAUCUGAUAAGUCUCUGCUGUUUGAUAUCUGCAGGAAGAGCUGGCAGUGGAUUCCUCCCUGUCCUUACGUUCAUGGAGGUGGUGUCAGUAGUGGAGAUGAUAGUGGUGAAUUGCAUGGUUUUGCUUACGAGCCUAGGUUGGCUGUUCCAGUAACUGCGCUUCUUGAUCAGUUGACCCUUCCCUUUCAGUCUUUUAAUGGUUAAGUUAAUUUGGGUAGCUAGGUUUCAACAUUUCUGGAUGAAGCAGAUAGGUUAGUAGUAACAUUAUUAAACAUGAACUUUUGGGGUCAGUGUUCACAUCUACUUAGGUAUGCGUUUGUAAGAUUGGAAUCUAUGUAAUUGCAUCUCCAACUUGAAUUGUGUUCUUUAGCAAA